Messenger RNA from Plasmodium malariae, 4269 nucleotides. Its product is annotated as conserved Plasmodium protein, unknown function. The record is from RefSeq and is a predicted model, not a curated record. Gene Ontology annotation, cellular component: nucleus. Gene Ontology annotation, biological process: peptidyl-arginine methylation. NCBI's taxonomy places the organism in Eukaryota, Apicomplexa, Aconoidasida, Haemosporida, Plasmodiidae. Bases 1 to 4269 code for a protein of 1422 amino acids. Gene Ontology annotation, molecular function: protein-arginine N-methyltransferase activity. The transcript has a single exon.
AUGGAUGAAUUACAUAAUAUAAGUCUGGGAAAGGCAUAUAAAAAUUUAAAUCGCACACAAAAUAGAUCAAAAGAAAAAAGUUUCUUUGAGGAUGUAAAUGGGAGAAUACUGCAUAAUAAUGAUACAAAUGAAAUAAUAUAUAAAGAAAUAAAUAAUGUUUAUGUUGAAAAUAUUAAUAAGAAUAGUGAGGAAACGAAUAUUAAAAGCAUAAGCACAAAUUUAAAGAAUGUUGAAAUGGUUGAAAAAUCUGAAGAAACAUGCAAACCUUUAUAUAUUAAUAAAUCGGAUAAAUUGACAUCAGAUAAUGCAAAAAAAAAAUUUUUAUUUAAUAGAACUAAAGAUGAAACAAGUUGCUCUAGUUAUGGUGAGGGAAAAAGCAAUAAUAAUGAUCAUGAUAAUGACAAUGUCAAUAUAGAAUAUAAAAUAAUAAAAAAAAAUGUAAGUUGUGCCAUGAAUAGUACAGGUUAUGAAAAUAUUAAUAAUAAAUGUAAUGGAAAAGGAAACUCUACAAAUCCUAAAUUAGGUGUUGGUAAUAAGUCAAGCGAAUAUCAGGAAGAAAAACAGUCACAAGGACAACAAAAGGAUCACGCACCUUGUAAUGAAUUGGAGAAUGGUGAUGAUACCUCAAAUAAAAAUGACAGUAAGAUAGGAAAGAAAAUGAAAUAUUCCAAGAAAAAUAAGAAAAAUUCAACAAAUGAAAUUAUAAAAGAGACAACUCUUAUGUCAGUUAAUAACAAUAAAAAUUUAAUAAUGAACAGCAAUAUGCCAACGGCGCAUGAUGUAAAAUUAAAUGAUGAUAAUUUAAAAACAAGUGCGAACAAGAUAAUUAAUAGGGGAAAAUUAUAUAGCAAAAAGCAUAAGAGUAAAGUAAAUGAAAAGAUAAUUGAGGAAAAGUUAGGAGUUGAAAAAGAAGAAAAUUGUUUGAACCAAAUAAUUAAUGAAGAAGGUAAAUAUAAAAAUAAGAAAAACAAGAGAAAAAAAUUUACUGAAAAUGUUAAAAAUAAAUAUGACGUCGAUCAAUACGAAAAUAUAAACAGGAAAAAAAAAAAAAAAAAUCAUAAUUCCCUGGAUGAUGAAAAUGUGGAGAAUGCGCAAAAAAGUAGUAACAAAGUAAAUGACAAAAAAGUGUGUACAAAAAAUAAAAAGUACAAUGAUAAUCUUGUUCCAAAAAAUGGAUGUGAAACAAACAAAAAUGGAAGUAGUGGGAGAAGUUAUUAUGAAACACGUUCAAAAGAGCAAGUGCUAAAGGAUGAUAAAAAAAUGAACGAGGUUGAUAAUAUGAAUAAUAAAUUAAAAGGGGAAGAAAUGGUGAUGAAAAAGAAAAAUUUAUAUAAGAAAAAGGAUAGCGCUAGCUCAAGGGAAUUGCCUGGUAAUAAGAAUAUAUCAAUAAUAACUAAUGAAAAUGAUGAUGGUCAUGUAAAGAAAAAGUACGCAAGACUUUUAAAAAAUUUGAAAACUAAUUUAUCAAGUAAAGUUAUAGAACAAGAAGGCGAAAAAAGAAUUAAGACUUGGGGAGAUAAAAUAACUUUACAGCAAAAAAUUAAUUAUUUUAUAAAGAAUAAAAUUGCUACAAGAACGGAAUACAAAUAUGGGAAGAAACCAAACACUUUAUCCAUAUGUAAUCAAUUUAAUUUAUAUAAUCAUUUAACAAUGUUAAAUGAUUUUAACAGAUUGCACUAUUAUAGAGCGGCGAUGAGAUGGACAGGACACAAAGAUUUAUGCGAAUCGUAUAAUAAUGCCAUGUUGAGUCAAGAAAAUAGUAAUAGGAAUUCUUACUAUGUUAACAGCAUGAGUUAUACAUCAAAAAUGAAGAACUCAACAAAAAUGAACAACAGAAACUGUGGAGAAAAUACGGUUAGCGUAGUUAACAAGGAAAACAUAAACAAUAUAGGUAAAACGAUAAAUAUACCAAGUAUCAGAGAACAUAGCUCAAGUAAUGUAAACAGUGUUAACAAAAUAAAUGAACCAUGUAUUUUUUUUGAAAGUAAUAAGGAAUGUUAUGUAUAUAAUAAAAACAUAAUUGAAAUAGGAACAGGACCAUUAUCCUUGUUGUCUAUUAAUGCUAUUUUAAAUGGUGCUAAACACGUAGAUGCUUUGGAAGUUAAUAAGGAUGCUUCUGAUAUGGCUAAAAAAUUAAUAGAGGGGUAUAAUUUAGAAGAUUUUAUUAAAAUUAUAAAUUGUUAUUCUAAGUUGUAUGUAUAUAGAGAGGAAGACAGUCAAAAACGGUUAAAAAAGAGGCAUUCUUUUUAUAAUUUUUUUGAUUAUGAUAUUGAUGAACAAUACAGUAAUAAUUUUAAUUACGAUUUAAUAAUAAGUGAAGUAAUCGGUGAUUUUGCUUCUCAGGAGGGAGUAGCGGAUAUAUAUUUGGAUUUACAUAAAAAAAUAUUUUCUUACAGAAAAUAUCAGGAAUAUUUGAAUAAUUGGGGUGUAUAUAAUGGGAAUAAUAACGGAAAAAACUGCGGAAGUAACAACAUGUUAGUAAUGGACAAUCUGGUGAAAUCGAAAAAUAACGAAAAAUGUGGAAAUAAUGAGAGGGUAAAAAUAAGCGAAAAUAAUGAAAAGAGCCUUAAAAUGGGGAAAAAGAUCUCUUAUAGAGAAUUUGCAGCUGACGAAGAAUUAUACAAUACGGAAGAAUUUUACAGUAUGAAUAUUAAAAGUAUUCCAUAUAGUGUUACAACAUAUUAUUGCCCAGUAAAAUUUCCGCAUUCUGAUAACAUAAUAUAUAAGAGUGAUAACUAUCCUGAGAGAACAAUUAUUAGUCCACAAAAUAAAUUAUUGCAAUCUGUUAUGUUAGAAUGGUCUAAUUUGACGUUAACUGAAGAAGAGAAUGAAAGUAGCAAUUUCGGUAAAUUGGAAUAUUUAUAUUUAGAACAAAAUGUAAUUAAUCAAGUUAUACAAAAAAGAAGUCGUAUAUUUAAGAUUCAAAAGAAUGGUCCAUUUUGCGGUUUUUUAAUAACUAUUGAUGUUGAAAUUCGUAAGGGGGAGCAUUUUGGCACGAAAUAUGGGACUUGUGAUAGUUGGUAUACAAAUAUAGUUUUAUUAAAAGAUGAAAUAAAUGUUGAAAAAAGCGAUUUAAUAAUUAAUAAAACUUAUGCCAAUUUAUUAAAUUAUAGUGAAAAUGUUAUUGACAGAAAAACAGUUUUAGUGUCAAGACCAUCAUAUAUCUUUUAUGGUUAUAUUUUAAGAUUAAUUAAAAGUAGUUAUUCUUCAAGUUCUUCAGAUACUGAUACAACUAAUUAUAACUAUGAUAAAAAAUUUAGUGGAACAAAUGAUUUUUCUAAUAUAGAUAAUUAUAUAUAUUUAGAUGACUCAACGAUUUUAUUAUUAGAUCAAAUGAGUUUUCAUGAACAAAUGUUAUCAUUAGAUGUAAAUAAACACAAUGAUAAAAAGGUUCUUAUAAAUAAUUCGCUUAAUCUAAAUAAUUUAGAAUGUUGUCCUGAUAAUGAUAUUAAGAUAAAGAAGAGUGAUUUCACGGGAGAUAGAUCAAAAAUGUUAUAUGAAAAAAUUAGAAACAGCAAUGAAGGGCAAUCCAAAUUUGAUGGUAAAUCGUUAGAGGAAGAUUGCAGUGAAUAUGCUAAUUAUGAUCAGAACUCAUUACGCAGUAGCUGUAUUAGCAGAUAUGUAUAUUCUGAUGUAGAAGCAGAUGUACAUGGAAACAGUUAUAUUAGAGAAAAAAAAGUUGAAACAAAAUUGAGUAAUGGAACAUCAAAGAACGAAAAUGAAUUAAUAAAUAGUAGAGGUACAAAUAAGAAAUUAAGUAACAAACUGGAUUAUUGCAAAGAUAAAGAGUUGGAAAAAAAUAAUAAUGCCUCCACCAUAAACAAGCAAAGGAAAAAAAGUAAAAAUACAAGAGGGGAUAAAAUAGAUUCAGUAAAACUUGAAAAUAAUAAUAGUAGUAAUAACAUAAAUAAAAACUUAGGGAAUGUAUUAAAAAAAAAAAAAAAAAGAAGUUUUGUGAAUGAGAAAAAAAAGAAAGAAACGCAAAAAAGUGAAAAUAAAAAUAAGAACAUGUCCUCCAAAAGUAGGGAAGAAUACGAAAAUGAUAUAUCAGAUAUUACUAAUAAUUAUAAUUUAAAUUCGAAAUUUUAUUAUGAAAACUUAAAAGAUAAAAUUAUAGUUUAUAAAAACAUGAAGUAUAAAAUGUUGUCUUUUUAUGAACCUGUAAUUAUUGAUUACGACGAACAAGCAACGGUUAUAUAUAAAAAAGAUGAUAUAUAUAAUAGAAAAGAAAACAAUGUGAAUAAAUUUGUAAAUAACGUAUACCAAUAA